This is a messenger RNA of Alosa alosa (allis shad), 2001 nucleotides long. RefSeq names its product TraB domain containing 2B (gene trabd2b). Gene Ontology annotation, cellular component: organelle membrane. Gene Ontology annotation, molecular function: metalloendopeptidase activity; Wnt-protein binding. Lineage: Eukaryota; Metazoa; Chordata; Actinopteri; Clupeiformes; Clupeidae. Bases 352 to 1965 code for a protein of 537 amino acids. The transcript is spliced from 7 exons. Gene Ontology annotation, biological process: negative regulation of Wnt signaling pathway. The record is from RefSeq and is a predicted model, not a curated record.
AAGGCGUUCCACCUCCUCCCGGCAGCAAAACAUUAGUCAACUACAAACUUCAAGAGCGCGCAGCGAAAGUUCCCUCUGCAACGGAUGAACGACCAGAGGAUAGUGCCGAGAGAGGACAGACCGAACGAACCGAUCCUCCGAGUGUUGGGGUGCGAGAAUGGCGGAGAGUCGGCAUGAUUCCUGCACACUUUCAAAAUGGCACAUGUAGACUCAGUUCAAUAGCAGCUCCGGAGCAAUUUACUUUUCCUCAAACAAACGAUAGUAAGGAAUAGCGUGAAACAGCGUAAGACAGUGGAGGAGUUGGACGUCUCGAGGACAGCGUAUCGUCUCUCUCUCUCCCCUCAUCUCGAGAUGAGCUGUCAGCGGGAAUUGCGAUGGUUGCUCUUAUUUGCUGUCUUGCAAGUGGGUUUACCCCAGGAGACCCGGGAGAAAUCGCGGCAUUGUGACAAGCCGAAGUCGCAGGAAGACAUGAACUCCUUCUUGUGGAGGGUGAGGCGCAAUCCGCCAUCUCCUCCCUCCUACCUGUUCGGGACCAUCCAUGUUCCUUACACGCGUGUGUGGGACUUUAUCCCUGAGAGCUCCAAGCGGGCCUUCCAAACCAGCUCUAACGUCUUCUUUGAGCUGGACCUGACCGACCCGCUGACCAUCUCCAAGCUGACCAGCUGCCAGCUGCUGCCCAACGGCAUGAACCUGCAGACGCUGCUGCCGCGCGACCUCUACCGGCGGCUCAAGCGCCACCUGGACUACGUCAAGCACAUGAUGCCCUUCUGGAUGACGCCGGACCAGCGUGGACGUGGCCUCUACGCCGACUACCUCUUCAACGCCAUCGCUGGCAACUGGGAGCGCAAGCGGCCCGUUUGGGUCAUGCUCAUGGUCAACUCGCUGACCGAGGCUGACGUGCGCUCGCGCGGCAUCCCCGUGCUCGACCUCUACCUGGCCCAGGAGGCCGAACGGCACGGCAAGCAGACAGGGGCCGUGGAGCGUGUCGAGGAGCAGUGCCACCCCCUCAACGGACUCAACUUCUCACAGGUGUUGUUUGCGCUCAACCACACACUGCUGCAGCACGAAGGCGUCCGCGCGGGCAGUCUGCAGGGCUCCUACACCACCGAGGACCUCAUCACACACUAUAACUGCGGGGACCUCGGCGCCAUCAUCUUUAACCAUGACACCUCACAGCUCCCUCACUUCAUCAACAGCUCCCUGCCAGCCCACGAGCGAAUCACGGCGCAGCAGAUUGACAGCUACUUCCGCCAGGAGCUCAUCUACAAGCGCAACGAGCGAAUGGCGAGCCGCGUCUCCGCCCUGCUGCAGAGAAGCCCCUCCCAGAGCUUCUUCUUUGCCUUCGGAGCAGGUCACUUCCUUGGCAACCACAGCGUGUUGGAGAUCCUGAGGCAGGAGGGUUACCAGGUGGAACACCUACCAGCUGGGGAGACACUCACAGAGAGCUGGAGUGCUUGGACACCGCCAUCGCCGCCGCUGGAAGACACCAUUCCGGAGCCCAACUUGGGGAGCGAUGAGGAGGUGGAGGGAGAGGAAGAGGAAGAGGGAGAGGCAGAGACGGGCGAGUGGGAGCUGGAACCCCCAGAGCCGGGGGACGAGCUGACCCACAUGCUGCUGCCGGACAGCCUGAGCCAGCUGGAGGAGUUCGGUCGGCACAAGCGGCCGUGCAAGAACCACCGAUCUCAUGGACGCAAGCGCCUGUUCAGUGACUUGUGGGUGCGCAUGGGAGACAGCACUACUCCUCCGCCCAGCAUCAGAAUAACCAACAGCUAUGUGACGGUGGCGCCACCCUUAACCCACCCGAAGCAGCAGAGGAGGACAUCGCCGCACAUCAGGGUCCAGCCCUCCAGCCGCACCCCGUCCCACCACAGCCCCCACAGCACUGGGGUGGCCCCCCACGCCCUCCCCAAGGCACUCACCUGCUUCCUGGCAGGCCUCAUCUCAUACCUCCUCUUCACCUCCUGACCCCCUCAUACCUCCUCUUCACCUCCUGACCCCCAC